Molecule: messenger RNA, 204 nt
Organism: Nipponia nippon (crested ibis)
Lineage: Eukaryota; Metazoa; Chordata; Aves; Pelecaniformes; Threskiornithidae
Source: RefSeq, a predicted model, not a curated record
AGGAGCUUCCUGAGCCGGGAGGACAUCGGGAUCAUCCUGAUCAGCCAGUGCCUGGCGGAGCUGAUCCGGCACGCGGUGGAGGCGCACGCCCGGCCCCUGCCCGCCGUCCUGGAGAUCCCCUCCAAGGAGCACCCCUACGACCCCGCCAAGGACUCCGUCCUGCGCCGCGCCCGCGGCCUCUUCACCCCCGACGACCUGCGCUAG